AUGAAUGAACAAAAUAUUGAAACAUUUUUAUCAUCGGAUGAAUUAAGGUUAAAAAUAAUGAAUGAAGGUAGAACAGAUCGUGUAGAAGUUAAUCAACGAAUGUUAAUUGAUAAAAUGUUAGCACGUUAUUCAUCUGAAUUUGUUGUUUAUCGAGAAUUAAUUCAAAAUUCAGAUGAUGCUCAAUCAACAUCAUUUACUCUUGAAAUAACUUGUGAUCCAUCGACUGCAAAAAUAAAUUAUGAAUCGAUUAAUAAAGAUCAUUUAUCCAUUAAUCAAAGAAAAAAGUCGAAAAUUUUAGCCAAUAUUGGACAACGAUUAAAAAAUCAUCAGAAAACAAAUACAAUAAAUUCAAAUAAAGAUUUAAAUAAUAAUUUAUUCAAUAAUCAAUAUUCAUUUGAAAAUAAUUUUAAUAAUUGUAUAAUAACUGAAAUUCGUACAAUAAACAAUGGAAAUAUAUUUAGUGAAGAUGAUUGGAAACGAAUUAUAACUAUUGCUGAAGGAAAUACAAAUGUUGAUGCUAUUGGACAAUUUGGUGUUGGAUUUUUUUCAGUUUUUUCUUAUUCCGAACAACCUAUGAUUGUAUCUGGUAAAAAUUGUUUAGUAUUUUCAUGGCAAAAUGGAAAAACAUUAGUAACAUUUCGUAAGGAAUUAUCCGAUGAUCAACAACAAGCUUCAACUUCAAUUAUUCUUAAAAUGAAAAAUAAAUAUAUUUUAAAAACAAAAUCAAUUUUAGAAAUCAAUGAAACUUAUAAUAGUCUUCAGACAUCAACAAAAUCAAAUAAAAAUAUACUUACAAAUGAAACCGUAUCUACAAUGGAUUUAAUACAACUGAAAGUUUUUUUUACAAAAAUUCUUUCCUUUACUAAAUAUAUCAAUGAAUUAAUUAUUAAAAUAAAUGGUUUAAUAGUUUUUCAAGUUAAUAAAACAAAACAAAAUUUAUCAACAAAAUUAUCAAUAGCAGCAAAUAAGUUUAUACUAAAUAAAACAUAUAAUUUUCUUCGAUUUAAUUCAUUGAUACAAACGGAACAAAAAUUUUCUAUUCAUAAUGGUCCAUCAAUAACAUUUAAUCAUAUUGAUAUUCAAGCUGAAUUAAUCAUUGAUAAAAAUUUUCAUAAACAAAUUCAAAAUGUUCUUAAAAAGAGUUUACCUUCAAUUUUACAUAUUCAAUUUUUAUUUCCAUCAACUAAAAUAUUUGAUGAACAACAAUCGAAAUUAUUAAUAAAUAAUAAUUUAAAUAAUCAAAUAUUAAAAGAAUUAAUUCCAUUAAAAUUUCAUAAUCAAGAAAUUUUUCCAUCUGGUCAAAUAUUUAUUGGUUCAGCAACACAUCAAACAACAGGUAUUGGUAUGCAUUUAUUUACUCAUUUUAUUCCAACAAUUGAACGUGAAAAUAUUGAUCUACAAGAUCCAUAUAUUUCAAUUUGGAAUGAACAACUUCUUGUAUCAAUUGGAAAAAUUAUUAGAUUUAUUUAUGAUCAAACUAUUCUUGAUAUUGAGAAUAAUAUUCAACAGGAAAUCAAUCAACAACUCAAUCUUAUUCUUACUUCUUAUGCAUUUCAAACAUCAGCACCAAAUAAAGAUAUUAGUGAUUUCCUUCUUGAUGGAUUUUUUUCAUCGAAUGAAGAUAUUCUUGUUCCAGUAAAACAAUCUCCAUCACAUACUUAUCUUUCAUUAAUUUCAUCAACACAAGCUUUUUUAACAAAUUCUAAACAUAUUGAAGCAUUUCUUCCUAUACCUCUUGUUCCUUUUACUAUUGGAAAACAUAAUUUUUUUAAAGUUUUAAAAGAACAUCAAUGGAUUGAAGAAAUUGAUAAUGAAACAAUUUUAUUUGAAAUUCAUCAAUCGAUUUUUUUAUUGAAUGAAUUUAUUGAAUUACUUCAUUGGUUAUGUAAAUAUGAUAUAGAUAAUAAUGAUAAAUCUUAUAUAAAGCGUGUUCUUUCGAAAAUCCAUUAUCGUGAAACUCAUCAAUCAUGUAUUAUUAAAUUAGAAAAUAUUACAUUUUAUCAUACUUUAAAUAUAUGUUCUCUUCCAUUGCCAUCCAAUGUAUUACCAUCGAAUAUAGCUGGUCAUAUAUCUCGUGAAAAUUUACAAACACGAUUAUCAUUAUCAGCAAUAUCACCAAAGAAUUUACUUGAAUAUUAUCUCAAUGAAAAUCAACAACAACUUUUUCAUAAUGAAAAUACAUCUAAAAUUCUUCUUAGUUUUAUUUGUCAAUAUUGGAAUCAAUUUAAUGAUAUUGAAUUAAAUAAAAUAAAAAAUAGUUUAUCUCAUAUGGAAUGUAUUCCAACAAGUCAAGGUAUGAAAUCACCGAAUGAAUCAUAUAUUCGAUCAUUAAAUUUAUCUCCUGAUUUACCUAUAAUUACACUUUAUAUUCCAUCACUUGAGAAAUCUAAUAACCAAGAAGAAAAACAAGAAUCAAUAGAUUAUUCAGUAUCUAUUGAUUUUCUUAGAUCAAUCGGUUGUCGAACAAUUUAUAUAUCAACAUUAACAAAUACUUGUCAUAUUGAAUCAAAUAUUUCAACAAACAAUUCACAAAUACUUGAACAUUUUAUUCAAGAUUUAUCAAAACAACGUAAACAUAUGAGUGACAAUGAUUUUCAUGCAUUAAAACAUAAUCAAUCUAUUACAGGAACAACGUUAAAGUCGAAUAAUGAAAUGAAACAUAAAUAUAAACCAAGUGAUCUUCAUUUUCCAUCAGUAGCAAUUCGUCUUCAAUGGAACGAAUUACCCAUAAUUGAUUGGAUAGAUAUUGAUCCACAUUCACAAGAAUAUUCUUUUCUUAGAGAACUUGGUGUAAGAGAAGUACCAGAUUUAUAUCAAUUAUUGAAUCGAAUUGAUCAAGAACAUCAAUAUGGAUCAAAAAAAAUAUCCAAUUAUCAAUUACCAAAAUCACUUAUAUUUUUUGCAGAAAAUUUUCAAGAACAUUAUUCCAAAGUAUGGAAAAAGUCAGAUAUUGAAAAAUUUUUUCUUCCAUCAUCUACUUAUUAUGUCAAUCAUUCAACAAAAGUUAUAUUAAGAACACCUGAAAUUAUUUUUCAAGAACCAAAUCCAAUAUUUCCAUGUUUGCUUCCUGAUGUACUUCGAUAUUUUUCACAAUAUUUUAAUAUUAGUUUACUUGGUGUUGAAAAACAUCCUUCCUUAUCCAUAGCUUUUAAUAUACUAAUGAAAAAAAGAAAUCAAUUAUUAACGUAUCAAACUGCUGCAAUAUAUUUUGCUUAUUUUAAUACGUUAGAUGGUCUGAAUACAACAUUUAUUCAAAAUAUUUCAAAUAUUUCAUUUAUUCCUCUAUCAGAAAACAAUAUCUAUUGUAAACCAUCACAAGUAUUUAUUCGUUCAAAAAGUUCAACAACCGAUAAAAUAUCUCAAGAUAAUAAUAAUAAUAAUGUAUUCGAUGAUGAAAUAGCACGUGGUCUUAUUGAUUAUAUAGAUUAUGGUGAUGAGGCUAAUUCAUUUCUUCUUAAUAUUGGAGUUCGUCAUUUUCCAUCAGCAGAAAAUCUUGCUGAUUUACUUAUUGAUCGACAAAAAAUAUAUUUUAAGCGAAAUGAAGAUACGAGCGAUCAAGUUCUAUCAGCUAAAGUACGUUUUUAUACAAAUUGUUUAAUGCAAUUAUCGAUUGUAUCAAAUACAACACAACAAUUAUAUGUUGAACCAUUACAUAGUCGUUUAAUUAAUAAACCAUGGUGUUUAGCUUAUCAAAUUCCGGAAGGAUCCAAUGGAAUUAAAUAUCAAGAAUUUAAAAUUACGAAACCAAGUGAUAUUUAUUUAGAUGAUGAUAAUCAAUAUGCUAUUAAACUUCGACCAUUAUGUGCACCUGAAGAAAAGCAAUUAAUUCAAUUAUAUAAAAAAUUUGGUGCAAAAUGGAUAUCCGAUUGUGUUGAACGAACUUUAAUAAAUCUAGGAAAAAAAAUUAUAACGGAUAGAAGUAAAGAAUUACAUAAUCGAAUUCUUCAUCGUUUAGAUAUGUUAUUUGUUAAUAAUAGAGGAGAAUUUCCGGAACAAACUGAUUUAAAACGUUUGGAGUUAUUACGAAAGCAACUCUCUGUUUAUGAAACUGAAGAUAUUCAGUGGCAAUUAAAAUUACAAAAUAAAACAAUCACAUUAAAUCCUAUAGAAUAUAGUUCAUGUGCGCUUGAACAUAAAGAAACUAAAGUAUAUUUAUACAUUCACAAAGAUAUUUCUACUCUUGAUUACAUUGAUAUUGCUACUGAAUUAAUGAGAUUUGUCUGUAAAAAAUCAGUAGAUACAUUAGUUCAUUCAAUCAGUGAUAAACUUACUUCACCAUUAGAAACACUUAAACGACGUGGAAUACCUGUUGAUCGAUUAUUGAAAAGUCCAGAACAACAACCGGUUAAGUUAUUAUUACAAGCUGAGAAAACAAAAUCAAAUAUUGCACAUACAGUUGAAAUAAAUCGUAUUGAUCAUUUUGGACGGUAUAAAUCAGAAGAUGAUGCUGCUAUAAACACAAUGAUUCGAGCAAGUCGAUCAUAUUCUCAACAAGAAUUCAAUCAACAAGAACAUUUUAUAAAUGAAAAUAAUACAUCAUGUGAAUGUGUUCCGGCUGCAAAUAUGAUUCGUUAUGAUAAACUUCUUCAUGAAAUUCCUCUUUAUAUUGAUCAAAAUCUAAAAUUAACAAGUUUUUUGAUUCAACAAGCUACACAUCUUGCUUGGUUAUUAUCUGGUCUUGCAAAACAAGUAUUUAAUCUACCUGUAGAAACAAUGCAUUUAUUUCGUGAUAUUGAUAGUGCUCGUAUUGCUUUCAACAGUAAUGGGGCAUUAUUUUUCAAUCUCCGUUAUUUUGAACAAGUCUUUUUCGGUGAUCUAAAAUCUUAUAUGAAAAAUUCUAAAUUAUCAUCAUCAUCAACUCCUAUUGUUCGUACAAUCAUUAAUUUUUAUUUUAUGAUUACUUGUCAUGAGUUAUCACAUAAUAUUGAUUUAAAUCAUGAUUUAAAUUUUAUUAAGCGUUUUGAAAAGGUUUCUGUUCGAUUUAUGGAUGCAAAAGAUGUAUUUCUAUCCAAGUUCUCUUUUCAAUAAUUAAUUUUUAUCAAACAUAUCUUUGUUUAUUCGAUUUUCUUUUGUUUUUCAAAAUUUUCUUUCAUUAAUAUGAAAUCAACUGAAUAAAAAAAUGUUUCAGAUGUAUUCCAGAUACAAGAAACUUAAUAUUGUCCAAUUUUGACUGUUUCACUUAUAUCUAUAUUUACAGAGUUAUCGAGUAUGUCAAACUUGAAAGUUGCAUUUCAAGUACUCAAUGUGCCUCGUGGAUGUGGGUGUGACUGUAGGUGUAAUUGUGAGUAUGGAUCUCGCUUCAUCUACAUUCACACCUGUAGUAGACAAUAGAUCACUGAAAGAAAUAUUGACCUAAGAGAAUGUGGCUGCGUCGAUGUAAUUACACUUAAUUCCUUUUCUUUAUAUUUUUAGACUAAUCGCUUCCAUGUAAAAGUACGCCUUUAUAUAUGCAGUUAGGAAAAUGAAAUAGGAGAGAGAGAUACGAAGAGUAAGACAAGGAUAACAAGAAAGGUAAUCAUAAAGAAGAACAUCAAUAUUGGUGUUGUCACAACAAGUGAUGAACUAACUAAUCAUAAACAUAGUUACGAAACAAGGAAGGACAAUGCAUGUAGUAACAGUAGAUUAUGACACAUAGUAAAGUGAGCGAUGAAUAUCACAGAGAAGUGAUAUGAUAAUAGUCAUUCUGCAAUUAAAUUUUUUCUUGGUCUAUUCUUGGACUACAUAGGAAGGAGUCUAUUACAUUUCAAUUGAUUCUCACUAGCCAAGAGUUUACACGUCUAACACAUAUUCUUAUUGGUAGUCUGUUAGCAAAAAAAAGACAUUUUUUUCUUCUUACCGAACAAACUAGAACGAUUUUUUCACAUAGAAAAAAAAAUUGAAACUCAUAAUAUCUUUCUCAAAACUACUGAAGUUAUUGCUUCGUCAGAAUUUUCAUGUAUAGGA
Rotaria sp. Silwood1 is the source of this 5943-nucleotide messenger RNA. The record is from the annotation of a GenBank genome assembly. Lineage: Eukaryota; Metazoa; Rotifera; Eurotatoria; Philodinida; Philodinidae.